GCUGAAGAAGGGGAAGAAAGAGAACAAGCCCUGCCUUCAGAUUUCCUCAACAGUUAGCUUCGGCCGUCCAAUGACCACCAGCCCCAGCGCCACCCAUCAGCCCGGUAAUAUGGAGGAACCCCAGCAGCCAGACCAGCCAAUCACCACGCAGCAGAAUGGAGAAGCUGCCCAAACUGCUGUGACUUCUCAACCAACCAGCUCUGACCAACAGGCCCCACCCUCAACGACAGAUGCUCCCGAGGCCCAGCAGACAGAGGACGGGAAGGGAAUGGACCACCUGACAGUAAUCAGCGAAAGCACAGAGACCAGUAAUGGCAUCGCGCCUGUCAUGGCUGACUCGUCACCCAUAGCGCCCUCUGUGUCGCCCAAGCUGCAUGCAAAGCCAGCUGGCCAUGCUAAUGGCCGGCCCCGCUUGGGCAGCCGGUCUGGCUCGCUAGCGAUGGGCUCCCCCAGGCCCUCGCUCACCCGCCAGCCCAGCGCCAUCACAGAGGCCGCUGUGGAUGGGUCCAAGCCGAGGGACUACCUGAUCCUCGCCAUCUUAUCCUGCUUCUGCCCAAUGUGGCCCAUCAACAUCGUGGCCCUCACCUUCUCUGUGAUGUCCCGAAACAGUCUGCAGCAAGGCAACGUUGACGGUGCUCGCCGUUUGGGCCGUAACGCCAUGGUGCUGUCUGUUGUCUCCAUUUUAGGAGGGAUUGCCAUCAUCGCAGCGGCCAUCGUCCUGAACUGGGGAUUGAUAUUAAAAUCUUGAUUCAAACCAACCGGCACGGCGAGACUGACUUCAUGACAACAUCGAACCCGACACGACACCAUUUCCUCCCGUUCCUGAAGCACUAUCGUUGUCGAGCGCCUGCACCAGAUGUAAAACGAAUAAAAACCCGUUUCUGUU
Molecule: messenger RNA, 886 nt
Organism: Pundamilia nyererei
Lineage: Eukaryota; Metazoa; Chordata; Actinopteri; Cichliformes; Cichlidae
Product: proline-rich transmembrane protein 2
Exons: 5
Coding region: 71-748 (225 amino acids)
Cellular component (GO): membrane
Source: RefSeq, a predicted model, not a curated record